AUGGCGCCAAAGAACUCACCACCCUCAAAGGGAAAAGAAGCAGUCAAGGACCUGAAGGCCUCGGCAAGUCCCAUCGCUGUGGCUCAGGCACAGGUAGCGCAGACGUUCGGCAAGCUAACGGAUGUGAUACAAGAGUUACAAGAUGCGGUCGAGAAGGAGCGCGUGGCGGUGGACACGGACAAGCUCAACAAACCAGGCCAUGGCGCCCACAACUUUGGUCAGCCCAUCCUCCCUUUGGGCGACCUGAAAGGCAGAAUCGACGACACGAUGACCAACGCGCUGUAUGCCUUCAUCGACAAGUUCAACCAGUUUCCCAAGGCCGCCGGCAUCCCCCAGCUGCUGCUGCCGCGGUUGUUUCUGGAAUGCUUCAACGACGUCCAGGAACAUUACCGCCAGUUCAUCGAGCCCAUCUUGUUUCCCAACGGUUCGAAGACAAAUCCCGCCCUACUACGCGACCACCUGUCCAACAACUACCAGGAACUCUUUCUCCUGACGCCGAGCGAGAAACGCAACCGCACCGUCCAGCAAAUUCUCGGCAAUAUUGGUGGGCACCUUCGUACUCAACGCCCUUUUGCAGACAAUGACCUUAAUUGGGUCAUCAAUGAGACCGGUCUAGAUGCGCUAGUACUCAAAUACCGGGAGAUAAUGGUCCACGUGCGCCUUCAACCAACUCCGACAACCUUCAGCGCUGACUGCGGGAUGUUCCUGGAAGUAGUGAAGAAAAAUAAGUUCUUCAAUUCCAAGGCACCCACAGCCGCCGGGGUGCAGCCUUUCGACCCCAAACAUCAUUCGUCAUCCGUAGACGCCAUGGGCACUAUCGAAGGAGACUUGUGCGUUGUGGUGUUUCCCGGCAUGGAAGUGGGCGGGGCGAGGUGGGGCGCUCGCGUACGCUGGUUCGACGAAAAACGCGUCCACGGCGCGGAACGCCUUGUCGACUGGGAGAAACACUUGAAAUACUCGGCCACCGCCUGA
Messenger RNA from Ectocarpus sp. CCAP 1310/34, 972 nucleotides. The record is from the annotation of a GenBank genome assembly. NCBI's taxonomy places the organism in Eukaryota, Phaeophyceae, Ectocarpales, Ectocarpaceae.